This is a messenger RNA of Morchella sextelata, 648 nucleotides long. RefSeq lists its product as uncharacterized. The record is from RefSeq and is a predicted model, not a curated record. Bases 1 to 648 code for a protein of 215 amino acids. The transcript is spliced from 13 exons. NCBI's taxonomy places the organism in Eukaryota, Fungi, Ascomycota, Pezizomycetes, Pezizales, Morchellaceae.
AUGUCGAGGAGGUCUCAUAUUUUCGGGAUCACAAGCUGCUGCCGCAGCUUUGCAAUAGAGAGGCUCGGUGAUGCAACUUUGUACGAUUUCACAGCCGACCCUUCUGUCUUCGACAUUCGGGGCAAUGCCCAUGGCCAUCCUCCGAGUUGGAGAUUGGAUACCUUUCGAAGAAUGAACAAGAGAUCAGUAUUUCUGCUCGUUGUUACUUAUGGACAGGAUUCCCGCUGGGUUUUCUUCAUCUCGGAUAGUGGGUGCCCAUGGACGUAUCUUUCACACCAGGCCGGCAAAACCUCUGGUAUUGACGAUGGUGACUUGGAGACUAGCGUUAUGAUCGGUAGAUAUCCUAAGGAAAUCCACUCGCCCCCAGCGCACCUCACUUUCACGAUAUCAACGUCCUUGCAACAAUCAACAAGUAUUAGCGCUGUCCCGUCCCAUCCUAUCCCGCGAACGCUAAAUCUAGAGCUAGAUAGAGCGAUACGCCUCUCCUGUAUCAUCGCCCCACAAUAUGUGUCGAGGCCGAAACACCCCGCGAAUCCUGUCCCCUUUCAUAGCCUUAAAGUUUAUAUAUCACUACAUACCUCUCGCCUUAUAUACUCAGUGCAUUCGCUUCGGCCAGGCCUCGGAGUACAAAUACGACGCACGGCCUAA